Pseudopipra pipra is the source of this 2371-nucleotide messenger RNA. It is a transcript of the gene ATOH8, whose product is annotated as atonal bHLH transcription factor 8. Gene Ontology annotation, molecular function: E-box binding; DNA-binding transcription factor activity, RNA polymerase II-specific; protein dimerization activity. Gene Ontology annotation, biological process: sensory organ development; axon development; positive regulation of transcription by RNA polymerase II. The transcript is spliced from 3 exons. The record is from RefSeq and is a predicted model, not a curated record. NCBI's taxonomy places the organism in Eukaryota, Metazoa, Chordata, Aves, Passeriformes, Pipridae. Gene Ontology annotation, cellular component: nucleus. The coding region runs from base 95 to 718 and encodes 207 amino acids.
GCGGGCUCCGAUGGGCGGCAGCGGGGCGGCGGCAGCAGCAGCACCGGGAGCAGCGCAGCGGCGGAGCGGCCGCGGCUGAGCAGCGCCCCGCGCCAUGCGGAGCGCGCCGCUGGCCGAGGGCGAGCCCUGGCCGCGCCUCUGCCCCGCCGAGCUCGGGGGGCUGCGGCGGCUGCGGCGCAAGCACGGCGGCUGCAAAAGUUUCCGCGUGGAGCUCAAAGUGCUGAGCGGGAGGCGGACGGCGCUCCGCGCACCCCCCGCGCCGCCCCCCGCCGCCGCCGCCCCGCAGCCCGCCUGGGAGCCGCGCAGCGCCGCGCUCGGCCCCGCCGCCGCCAACAGCAGCGCCUUCCCCGCCGCCCCGCCGCCGCCGCCCGCCGCUUCCCCGCGCCCGCGGCCGGGCGAGGCGUCCGGCGUCUCGCCGGAGAUCAAAGCGCUGCAGCAGACGCGGCGGCUGCUGGCCAACGCCCGGGAGAGGACCCGCGUCCACACCAUCAGCGCCGCCUUCGAGGCGCUGCGGAAGCAGGUUCCCUGCUAUUCUUAUGGUCAAAAGUUGUCCAAACUGGCCAUCUUGAGAAUAGCCUGUAACUAUAUCCUUUCCCUGGCCAGACUAGCAGACCUGGAUUACAGCGCUGACCACAGUAACAUGAGCUUCUCUGAAUGCGUGGAGCAGUGCACUAGGACCUUACAAGCAGAAGGAAGAUCUAAAAAAAGGAAGGAGUAAUAACCAGGAAAGGAGGAUUCAGACGAGCUUCCAGCCAGAGUUACAUCUGGUCUUGGCAGAGGUUGCACGAUCCAGAUGAAGACUGCAAGCAGCUUUUUUGCAGAAACCCCUUUUGGAGAUGAUGAUUGGCCAAGGAACUCUCUUAAUCUCUGGAACAGAAAGGAAAAAAGGAAAAGAAAAGAAAAAACAAAGGACAGGGAUGCUUCUUAUUGUUGUUAAGCCAGCCACCUUUUAGUAUGUGCAAUUUAUUUAGCACUUUUCCCUUUGCUUAACUGGGAAAUGUUACCCUCUCAGCUCAUGUGUACAGUAAUUUUUUAUUGUUGUUGUUGUUGCUGCUGUUGUGCCAAAGAUUUGAUGGAGCUUCUGCACUGUGUCUGAUUUUUGCCUUAAUGUUAAAUCUUUGAGCCAAAGAAAAGUCAGAGGUGCCAUUCAGAUCACGGCGAGCAGGCCAGCCAGCUGUCGGUGACAAAGCCCAAUUUCUGAACCCUUCUAUGAGUUGCCUCUUAUUUCUUCUGCCUGCACGUCCCUGCCUGCAGCCCUGGAGCCAGUGUUUGGUGUGGGCAAGAGCUGGGACAACACCAAACCAUGCUUCGGCGUUCAGGUUUGCUUCUUCCUUUGAGCUACUCUGUAGUUCUGCCUUUUGGGCAAUUUCCUGAUGUUCCUGCCUGUGCGACACAUCCACAGGGUAGAAACACUGACACGAAGUGAGAGCUGAAACAGGAGCUAUGAAUUUAUUUUUUUUAAUAAAGGAAUAAAGUUAUAAACAAGCAAAAGCAAAGUGCCAUGUAAAGCAAAGAAAAAAAAAGAAAUCAUAGGGAAGUUCAGCUAGGCAGAACGAAAUGCAGCAAAACGAUUCAGACAGUGUUUCAGGUUUGUGAAGUUGUUUUUUUUCUGUGGGGUUUUUCAAGUGAUCAGAAACCCGUGUAAUGCAAAAGCAUUUGAAUCCUAUACUGUACCUUUCACUUCAAAUUGAAGUAAAAAGAAAAAAAGAAAAGAUGGAGAAACAUUGCUUGGAGUAAGCAGACUUUAUGGGUAAUGCAGUUUGUAUGCAAGACAUCUGCUAAUGAUGGGGGGACAGAGCUCUGUGUUCAAGGGGAAAAAAAUACGGGAUUCCAAACCAAGAAGAUUAACAUGUUUUGUUUCCCACUCAGGGGGAAAUGUUAUUUGUGAGGCCAGAUUCACAUCCUGGCUACAUCAGCGUGAAUCAGGUUCCUGGGUGUCUGACUUACUCCAGUGUGGAUCUGGCCGGGCAUCACCCGGCACUGGGGCGGGCAAGGGGCUGGAGUGGGCAAGAAUCAUUGGGCAGGGGAGGGAAUAGUCUCUGUUUGACUGACAUGAAUAUACAAAACUUGAACUCCUCAGUGCUUGCCUGUUUGUUUCCCAGGCUGAGCAAUUGGCAGGUGAGCACCGAGCUGGGGAGCUGCUAUGCAAAACCUGAGCUCGCCAGAGCAGGGUCUGGGUCUGGUGUGCCACACUGCUCACUACCAAGUCCCCUGGCUCCUGGUGAGCUCAAGAUAUCUUCUACCUGAUUUCUGGGACACAGGGAACAGCUGUAUCCAAGCCCCCUCCCAGGAGCUCAUUAUACUGCUUACCCCUCCACUCUCACCACUGGUCAUUAUUAGCAGCCCAAUAAAAGACAUUUUUAGAUUGUCA